CGCCGCAGGGCCGGCGGGCAGCGAGCGGCAGCCGGCGGCAUGAGGCGCGACCCGGCGCCCGGCUUCUCCAUGCUGCUCUUCGGCGUCUCCCUCGCCUGCUACUCGCCCAGCCUCAAGUCGGUGCAGGACCAGGCGUACACGGCGGCGGUGGUGCUGGAGGGCAAGGUGCAGUCCGUGGGCCCCCCCGCCGGCGGCAAUGACAGCCGCGGCGCCGGGCCCGCCGGGGGGGUCCUGGUCAAGGUGCUCGACCUGUGGCCCCUCAAAAGCGGGGGGCUGCAGAGGGAGCAGCUCAUCAGCGUGGGCUCCAAGGCGCCCUGCUUCAAAGUGAAGCGCAACCACCGCUACAUCUUCUUCCUCGAGCCCACCGAGGAGCCGCUCGUCUACCGCACCGCCUUCGCGCCGCUCGACACCAGCGGCAAGAACCUCAAGCGGGACGUGGCGCGGAUCCUCUGCGCUGACUGCGCUGUUCCCCCCAAACUGAAGAAACUGAAAAGCCCGAACGUUCACGUGGGUGAGAAGAUUUCCCUGAAAUGUGAGGCGACUGCCGGCAACCCUCAGCCAUCCUACAAAUGGUUUAAAGAUGGCAAAGAGCUGAAGAAGAGCAAAGACAUCCGGAUCAAGUAUGGGAAUGGGAAAAAGAUUUCCAGACUGCAGUUCAACAAGGUGAAGCUGGAGGAUGCUGGGGAGUACAGCUGUGAAGCCGAGAACAUUUUAGGGAAAGACACCGCAAAAGGCAGCCUGAAUGUGAAAAGUGGAACAACGAAAGCACCACAAGUCUUACCAGCCUCAGAAACUAAAAUAGUUGUUAUGGAAGAAGAGUUAACCACAACUCUCUCCUCCUGGUCCGGGCACGCCAGAAAAUGCAACGAAACAGCCAAGUCCUAUUGUGUCAAUGGUGGGGUGUGCUACUACAUCGAGGGGAUUAAUCAGCUGUCGUGCAAGUGUCCGAUCGAAUUCACAGGAGACCGGUGUCAGCAUUUCGCAAUGGUCAGCUUCUCCAAGCAUCUUGGAUUUGAAUUAAAGGAAGCAGAAGAGCUCUACCAGAAGAGAGUUUUAACCAUCACGGGAAUCUGUGUUGCCUUGCUUGUGGUGGGCAUCGUCUGUGUGGUAGCUUACUGUAAAACCAAGAAGCAAAGGAAACAAAUGCAUAAUCACUUGAGGCAGAACAUGUGCCCUGCCCAUCAGAACCGGAGCCUUGCAAACGGGCCGAGCCAUCCGCGUUUGGAUCCCGAGGAAAUCCAGAUGGCCGAUUAUAUUUCUAAGAAUGUUUCUGCCACUGAGCACGUGAUCCGAAGGGAAACAGAGACAACCUUUUCGGGCAGUCACUCCUGCUCCCCAUCUCAUCACUGCUCCACGGCCACUCCAACGUCCAGCCAGAGACACGAAAGCCACACCUGGAGCUUGGAGCGAACGGAGAGCCUGACUUCAGAUUCCCAGUCUGGGAUAAUGCUGUCCUCGGUGGGAACCAGCAAAUGCAACAGCCCCGCGUGCGUGGAGGCGCGGGCUCGCCGCGGGGCCACCUUCUGCAUCGAGGACUCGCGGAGGCCCACGACGCAGUACCGGGACUCGGUGGAUUCCCUGCGGGACUCACCCCACAGCGAGAGGUACGUGUCGGCCCUGACCACCCCAGCACGCCUGUCGCCCGUUGACUUCCACUACUCGAUGACCACGCAGGUGCCCACCUUCGAGAUCACCUCCCCCAACUCGGCGCACGCCGUGUCCCUGCCGCCGGCGGCUCCCAUCAGCUUCCGCGUGGAGGAACAGCAGCCCCUCCUGCGGCGCUACCAGCUCCCCUUCCAGGACACACAGAGGUACGACAGCUACUACCAAAGGAAGACCUACCUAAACGACAGCAUGGGGAGCCUUCCUUCCAGCCCCUUCCGCAUCACGGAGGACGACGAGUACGAGACGACGCAGGAGUACGUCACAGCGCUAGAGCAGCCAAAGAAAACAGCCAGCAGCAACAGGCGGUGGAAAAAAUCCAAACUGAACGGGCACAUCCCUCACAGAGCCAGAGCCGUCCGGGACUCCUUCUCCUUGAGCAGCGCCUCUUACAGCGAGUCUGACGAGGAGCUGGUGGCCGAGAGCACCCCGUUCCUAAGCACUCAGAACAAUGAGGCGGCGCACACAGAGUCGCCGCCGCUGCACCGGCCGGGCGACAGCCGGACUCACUAUUCCUGCAGCAGACACAGCGCCCACGGGGAGAGCGGGCGCAGCAGCCUGGCACACGUGGCGCCCAAACCGGACCCCGACCCUCUCUAGGCACCUCCCAGACUUCGUCGCACCCGCAGACACAACCGCGUGGAGGAGGCCGGAGGAGGGAGGCGAGACAAAACAAAAACAAACAAAAAAAAAAACAAACCAUGGAACAAAAAACAAACAAAUAAACAGAAAAAAAACAAACACAAAAACAAAACAAAAAAAUAAAUAUUUUUAUUUUAUAUAAAAGAGGGGGAAAAAUAUAACAAAUAAAAUGUUUUAUUUUCAUUUUAGCAAAGUUGUCUUAUAAUAGCUAACGACAAUGACUUUUUUAUAGGGAAUCUCUAUUUAUAUGUAAUGUCUUGAUUUACAGCUUCCGAGAAAAAAAAAAAAAGAUUUAAAAAAAAAAAAAAAGAAGAAGAAAAGAAAACAAACAAUAAAGUAAAAAAGAAAAGUGGGCCAAUUUUUGACUACUUAAAAAUAGAAAACAAAACUAUCGUGGUGCCUUUUGCUGUAUGCUAGUGCUGGGAUUCAUGCCGAGGAUUCUGUUUCAGUAGCAUUUUUAAGAUCAUAGAUUUUUGUUUGGGAGACAACCCGUCACAAGGGCGCUCUUCUGUCAGAAGAAAACAGCCUCGCCACUUUGCCCCCCCGUACCCUGCUAUUAAUGAUCUUAUUCUUUAAAGUAUUGUUUAAACACACAUUAAGGACAUGAGUGGGAGCAUUUCCAUUAUCAUGUCUAACGGGGAUCUGUCUUGCCCUGUAAAAUACUUGUAUUUUCGCUUAAAUCAGGAGAAAAAGAAACCCAAAAAGCACCGUGCCGAAAUGCAAGAAAUAACGUUUCUUUUGCCACACAGGUAGGAAGACAAAAUGAAAUUGUGCAGCAGCAGCAGCCCUCACAAUGUAUCUCCCAACCUUUGGCCAUCUCACCUGUGGGUCUGGAGUUGGGUUGGCACAGAUUUGUGGUCAGGCAAGGCAGACACCCGUGUGAUCACACCCGUGGGGGGAUCACACCCUGUCAGGUACCGCUGAAUCCGGGUCGCUGAAUCCAUCCUGGGCAGGCAGUGUGUGGUGUUCCCAGCGGGGUGGGCUCUGUCCAGCCCCAGUGCCCGUGGCUGUGUUGCCGUGCCGGUGCCGUGCUGGCCACGGCACCCCCUUGGCUGAGCGGUGCAGCCGUGGCGCGGCGUUGGCCGGGGCACCGUGUGCCGUGGUGCCGUAGGGCUGUGGGGGCUGUGGUGUCCUGUGUGACAUUGUGCAUGACAUCCUUGCCAGGAGGACACCCAGAGGGUGGUCCCAAGGUGCGGCACGGCCGCGUCUCCCCUUACCCGCGGUGCUGGGCAGUCGCCGGCUGUGCUGCCUCAGGGUUCAGCAGGACCCCGAGCACUUUUGGCCCCGCUUGUCGCCCCUGCCUUGGCUGGGAAGGGCCCUGUGUGGGGCAGCCCAGCGAGGGAUCCUCCCCUACCACCGUGCCAUGUAUUGUAAAGAAAGUUGUUACCGUCACGUCCCGCCAUCGGCGAGGACGUCGCGUUUCCAAACUCGGAGCAGCUCUGGCCAUCGGCUCUGUGGCGCAAAGAGACAGUCCUGCGUGUCCAGGCGUCAGAGCACCCCCUGUGGAAGUGCCCCUCUCUCCUCAGUUCUCUGCAGCAAACCUGUUUACAUUGUAGCCUGACUUUUUUCUUUUUAUAUUUUUACUUCUGCAUGUCCUUUGCAUUUCAGAUACUGUAGAUUGGAUGCAUGGUGAAGCUGUGACUGAGAAGAUAAUACAACAAUUGACAGUGUAUUAUUUCAUUUAACUUUUAGCAAUAAAGUAACUAAACCCUCUAUUCCUCACCCAUGAUGGGGUCAGAUAGAAAACUCUGCUAAUUUGUCAUAAGAUGAUUGUCAAAGUUUGCUCUGGAUUGUCUGAAUGUCAGAACUCUCGACUGUUUAACACUUGAACAUUUUUUAUAUUAUAAAUAAAAUAAGAAAUAACAA
Messenger RNA from Pseudopipra pipra, 4170 nucleotides. It is a transcript of the gene NRG2, whose product is annotated as neuregulin 2. Bases 40 to 2262 code for a protein of 740 amino acids. The transcript has 12 exons. NCBI's taxonomy places the organism in Eukaryota, Metazoa, Chordata, Aves, Passeriformes, Pipridae. The record is from RefSeq and is a predicted model, not a curated record. Gene Ontology annotation, molecular function: signaling receptor binding. Gene Ontology annotation, biological process: animal organ development; nervous system development; intracellular signal transduction.